AUAAAGAAGAGUACACUAAACACUCUUCACACUCUAAUAACUGUGUUGUAUCGGCUCUCACAGCGUGCAGAGCUGCUGUACAGGAGCUGUGCAGGACUUUGUGCUUCUCGCUGUGAGUGUCCAGCUCCUCUCCAGCCCUCUGCUCCCCUCUCACUGCUAUGGUCGUUCACAUACGCGGGUGCAAUUUCAGCACCACAGACAGCUCUCUCUCCAGCUCCAGCGUCAGCACCGACGCCACCCUGCGGGACUCCCCGGCGCCCCAGAGCCGCGGCGGGCUGAGCCGGACCGGCCACACGGUGGUGGCAGUAUGCCUCGGCUUCAUUUUAGUGGCGGGGGUCCUCAGCAACUUCCUCGCUCUUCUUAUCUUCGCAAAGUUUCGCUCCCUCUGGACGCCCAUCAAUCUCAUCCUGUUGAACAUCAGUCUGAGUGACAUCCUGGUGUGCGUUUUCGGGACACCUUUCAGUUUCGCUGCGAAUGUGCACGGGAGAUGGCUCAUUGGAGAGAACGGCUGCAAGUGGUACGGGUUCGCCAAUUCCCUCUUUGUGAUUGUGUCCCUGGUGUCCUUGUCUGUUCUCUCCUAUGAGCGCUACACCACCGUGCUGCGUUCCUCGAAGGUUGACAUCUCAGACUUCAGGAAGGCCUGGCUCUGUGUCGGAGGCUCCUGGCUCUACUCUCUCCUCUGGACCUUGCCGCCCUUCCUGGGUUGGAGCAGUUACGGGCCUGAAGGACCCGGUACCUCAUGCUCUGUCCAGUGGCACCUCCGUUCACCCACCAGCGUCUCAUAUGUGUUGUGUCUCUUCAUCUUCUGUCUGCUGCUGCCCCUUCUACUCAUGAUCUACUCUUAUGGCCGAAUCCUGGUUGCAAUCAGGAGGGCGGGUAAGAUCAAUCUGCUGGCAGCUCAGCGCAGAGAGCAGCACAUUUUGGUGAUGGUGUUGUCCAUGUUGUCCUGCUACAUGCUGUGCUGGAUGCCCUACGGCAUCAUGGCGCUAAUGGCCACCUUCGGUAGGUCAGGACUGGUCACUCCCAUGGCUAGUGUGGUGUCCACCGUCCUGGCCAAGUUCAGCACUGUCGUCAACCCCAUCAUCUACGUGUUCUUCAACAACCAGGUGGGAGCCAAGGGCACGGUGGUAAUGAAUGAUGACCCAGAAUCACUCUCCAUUGCAUUUGAAUUUUAUAGAUGCUUUGUGGCCUUCAUUAAGUGCAGCAGGGAACCCCAGUCUGUUCAAGGAGAGGAGCACCAGACUAGGACACAGUUCUCUGGUUUCCUCCCCAUUCACAGACAAGUCUCCCACAGCUCUUCAAGACCUCAGAUCCUCAGCAGCUCCAGAAGCGCUGCCCUCUGCAGCCAGCACAGUGACCGCCACACUCUCGUUGUCUACUACACUCCAUAAAAUCUUUUUCAUCUGACAGACUGUGAAAGUUAAAACAAAUGUUUUUUUCCCCUGAAUUACUGUCCACAACCCAAAGUGCAACUAAAUGACACACAUUUUCCUUCUAUCUCUCUACACCCUGCUAUUGAUUUUACAUAUGAAGAUGAAUGUCACUGUCAACUCUUUAACAUUUGAAUGCAAAUUCAUUGCCAUGUAUUUCAGCCUCUGCUUUAUUACAUAUUUAAUUUGGUUAUGUGCUGAGCUUCCACAUAUGCAAGUGUCAAUGUACAUGCUUUGAAUGAAUGCUCUGAAAAUACAUGUAUGCAUGUAUGUGUUUGCUGCAGGUUUGACUAAGUCCACCCCCACUUAUCAGUUCACACCAUCUAAAGGCAUUUUUGAUUUUGAAGUAUCAUCCUGUUUUUUGAUCUUUUACUUUUUCCACAAUAAACAGCAAUCGCAGCAAACAGGAGUAUUGAAUUCAAUAGCCACACAGUUAUUAGUACAAUAUAAUAUUGUGUUAUAUGCUACUUAAAGGAGAGAAAAAUCAGUCAUUUAACAUACAGAGAUACUGAUGUAACACUUACAAGACCAUAACUUUGUACUUUUAAUAAAAUGAUCAAAUAUUGUUUGGAACCACAGGCAAAAGUUAUAAAGCAAAAGUCAGCAAUAUCAGCAAGCAAUAAAGUAUAAUCGAUUAAGGGGAUUCUGGAUUUGUUAAUGACAUUUAGUAUAUUCAGUGUAUUUAUUUAUACAUAUAAAUACU
This is a messenger RNA of Siniperca chuatsi (mandarin fish), 2133 nucleotides long. It is a transcript of the gene tmtops3a, whose product is annotated as teleost multiple tissue opsin 3a. Lineage: Eukaryota; Metazoa; Chordata; Actinopteri; Centrarchiformes; Sinipercidae. The record is from RefSeq and is a predicted model, not a curated record. The transcript has 4 exons. Bases 159 to 1391 code for a protein of 410 amino acids. Gene Ontology annotation, cellular component: membrane; photoreceptor outer segment. Gene Ontology annotation, molecular function: G protein-coupled receptor activity. Gene Ontology annotation, biological process: G protein-coupled receptor signaling pathway; visual perception.